CGUCAAGUUGGCACAGGAUUGCCGAGUGUUUACGUUUUAAUUUUUGCCGAACACCGGUAUUUGCAGAGUUUUUGAACUGUAGUUUGGCACAAAAUGGCUGUUCCCACAACGGUAUCCCUGGCGCUGGCAUCCGUCUCUGCGGUGCUGAUCUUUUCCGGCAUGCAAAUGUACCGUCCGCUCUUAGCAUCCUCACAGGUUGCGACCAUUUUCGGUGGAUACCUCGGAUCCUGGCUAUUCGUUCUCUCUCUGACGGCGGUGUCCAACUUGGAAGCCGUCGUGUUGGGCAGCGGAUUCCAAGCGAAAUUCUUUCCGGAAGUGUUGUUCUGUCUGAUUGGCGCCCUGUUUGCCUGCGGCAUGGUUCACCGUGUAUGUGUUACGUCGUGUAUUCUGUUCUCGAUCGCUGCCCUUUACUACGUCAACAAGAUAUCCCAAAAAGUGCACAACGUCACGGUUGCCCAAGUGGACAGUUACGCUGGAAAGAAGAAGAAAAAGUAGAACCAAAACAACGGGACUCGUGACAUUCCCAGAGCGAGGAAUAGAUGGGUCACAACUUCAUCACGUAGGAUUAUUGCGUACGUAGGAUUAUUGCUUAGCACUCUCCCGAAAGUCACCGUUGCUAUCAUAUAAGAAAAAAUAUAACAAUCGGUAGUGGUAGUCGAAGUCUUGCAGUGCCGUCGGGGGUGGUGCGAGCUGGUAAGAAGAAGGAGCCCCAUGGUUAAGAUAACGGUGUACAAGUGAUGUCCUACUGACGACUACAUACCACAUCGGCCGCCGUCUGCAGAACCUCCGACAGUUUACCAAACAUAUUAUCGAUUUCGUUCCACUUUCGGCAAAGAAACAUGAACUCGGCCCGAGCUGGUUUCCGUUGUGUCACGUGUUGGGUAAUCACAAUUUAAGUAGACAUGCUUUCGCCGCAGACUAAUCUCUCAACUCGUUUGCACUGAAUUUGCGGUCGUGUUAUUUGCAGGUGUUAAGUUACAGAUUAGUUCGGUUACAAUUGCUUAUUCCUGAAUUGUAAGUAAACUGAAUAAAAAGACAGGAAAAAGAUUAUGACGUGCACGUAAAACCUAAAAUAACGACCGUUUCAUAUAUGAUGAAAUACAGUUAGAAGUUAUGUAUCCUAGAAUACCAACGGAGAGUCGACAUUUUAUUCUG
Molecule: messenger RNA, 1155 nt
Organism: Anopheles cruzii
Lineage: Eukaryota; Metazoa; Arthropoda; Insecta; Diptera; Culicidae
Product: protein KRTCAP2 homolog
Exons: 4
Coding region: 94-495 (133 amino acids)
Source: RefSeq, a predicted model, not a curated record